AUGGAGUUAACACAGCGACUCGAAUGCACACAAGAUUUUUCUGAGAUAAAUAAUGAUAAAAUCUUUCCCGAUCAGAUUGGAUUCUUAGGAAUUUGUGGAAACAAACAUCCACUGAAAAAAGGUCCGAACAAAAUCGGAAGGGAUCCAGAUACAUGUAGUGUUAUUUUGGAUGUAAAUUCAAUAUCUAGACAUCAUGCUGUUAUCAAUAUACUUAGCAAAAAUGAAUUUAUGCUUAUGGACUUGGAUUCUGCCAAUAAAACCAAACUCAGUGGUAAAACAUUACUGCCAUAUAUGCCAUCUCCAUUAAAAAAUGGUGACAUGGUGCAGUUUGGCCAAGUUUUUGGAGUAUUCAGAUUAUUUGAGGAAGAGAAUGACUUGCCGAUGACCCAAGCCAUUAAUGUACCUGAAACUCCAGUACUAAGUAGAUGUAUAUCAAAAUUAAACAUACAAGUUACUACUAUUCCAGAAUCACCAGAUUUCAGUGACAAGGAUGAUUCAGUUAUUGGUGCAUCACAACAGAAGCAAUCAAAGAAUAUGUUUAAAAGCCCUAGAGAUAAUUUUCUAAAAGCAUGUGUGAAAACAAUAGAAAUAAAACCCAUUGGUACAAAUAAAAUAGACAAUGUUUAUUGGACUUCUUCCAAAAAGUCUGAAUCAUUUACUUCUCAGGCUAACAUUUCUAACAAUCUCGAUGAUUCGUCAAUACCUCAAAAUAUACAUGAAUUACAAACCCAACUCCCAUAUGAUGAUAAAAAUAAUAGUAAUGGUUCUAUAUACAAUGCUCUUACCCAAAGGGGUGAAGAGAGGUCUCUCGCAAUACAUGAAAUGGAAACACAACUACCGGCUGAUUUACCAGAAGUGUGCAAAAUUGAUGACCAACAAAACAUACAAUUUGAUUUUUCUAUUUCGGAAAAUAAAGAAAAUGAAAAUAUUAUAACUAAUAGUGAAAAAGAUCUUCCAUCUGAGAAUAAAUCUGUAAAUACAGAAAGUAUCAAUACUGAUAAAAAAUCUAAUUCGUUAAGCAGUGAAAAUUUAAAGGAGAAACUAGAUCUAUCUAAUGAUAUAAUUCUAUUUGACGAAGUCGAUAGUCCACCUUUAGAAGACAAUUUAGAGUCACAAUCACUAAUGGAUCCAGAUAUUAUUAUAAAUAACGAAAACCCAUUGACUUGUGAAAAUAACGUUAAAGAGUCAGAAAAAGAAGAAAAUUACGAUCAAAAUAUUAAUUCGAAAAUAAAGCGUCGUCAGUCUGGUGAUUCUACGGAUUGUGAAGAUGACAUUUUUAUUGCGAUGACACAAAAAUUAAAAGCAGUGACAAACGACGAUGAUGUUACAGACUGCGAGGAUGAACCCGAACCUGUUGCUAAAAGUAAUGAAAAAGAAAAAGCAACAGAUGAAAAUCUAACUGACUGUGAAGAUGAACCAGAAAAUGUUGAAAGACCCAAUGAAAUAACAGAAAAUGUAAAAUUUGAGGACAUGUGCACACAAGUUAUUGAAGAAACACCAUUAGACAAUGAACAAAAUGUAGAAGCUAAUAUUUUUAAAAUGCCAACUGCACUCGAUGAUUUACAGACUCAAAUCAUUGAAGAAGAUAAAACGGACUCAAGAUUAAUUGCUGACUUACAAACACAAGUAAUUGAAGUAGAAGAAGACUUGCAAAAAAAUGUAUGCUUUGAAGAAGCUUUGACACAAAACAUUUAUUCAGAAGAGAUCAUGGAUUUUAAAAUGCCCGGUCCUUCUCUCAGAAGAAAAAGAAAAACAGUACCCAAUAUAGAAAAACAAUUAUCAAAUAUAGUUCAGAAGAAUAAAACUGAUUGUGAAAAUGAAAAGAAAGACAGUGACAAUGAUGAAAUUUACUAUGCGACAACACAAGAACCCUGCAUAGAUUUAUGUACUCAGAGAGAACUUUCACCAGAAUCUUUGACGCAAAACAUUUAUUCAGAAGAGAUCAUAGAUUUUAAACAACCCGGUCCUUCUCCUCUCAGAAGAAAAAGAAAAAUAGUACCUAAUAUAGAGAAACAAUUAUCAAAUGUAGUUCAGGAGAGUAAAAAUGAUAGUGAAAUUGAAAAGAAACACAGUGACAAUGAUGACAUUUACUAUGCGGCAACACAAGAACUCUUUAUAGAUUUAUGUUCUCAGAAAGAACUUUCACCAGAAAUUGUAAAACAACCCACGAUAACACUAAAUACGAAUAAAAAAUUAAGUUUGAAAUCACCAAAAGAAAACAAUAUUAAACAUCGUGUGGGCCACGAAUUCGAUGAAGAUUGUGAUAUAGAAGAAAAAAUAAAUAGUUUCGUGGCCAACUUAAGUAAGUCACAAAUAAUGGAUGUUGUAGGCACAGAAAAAAAUUUGACUGCAUUUAAACAAAAGUCUAAUGACGUCUCCGACUUGAAAGUCCCUCUGAAAACGAAAGAAAAUAACAAGAUAAACAAGAUAUCGUUUAAGAACGAAUCACACAAAAAUGAAAUUAAAACUAAAAGAUCAUUGCCUAAUAAAACUAAAGUAAAAAAUUACUCCGAACAAAAUUUACGAAUCUCAAACAAAAUCGUAACUAAUCAUAAACGAAAAGAGAAAAGUUCUAGUGACAUAAGGUCAUAUUUAAAUAAAAACACUGAAGCAGAAUUAUUACCAUCAAGAAGUAGUAGUAGAAUUAGAAAACCCACAUCCAGACUGAAAGAUAGCGACGGAGAUUCACAGAAGCUAUGUAAUAGCCUAUUUAAAUCUAUAAUAGUUAUUGAUGACGAUGAAACAAAAAAAGACAUUGAAAGUGUUAAUACUUUGCAAUCUAAGGAAGAAAAGAAGAAAACUAAAACGGACUUGGAAAACAAAAGAAAGAAAGCUGGUAAAGAAAAAGUGGAAAAGGAUGAAAGCACAAAAGAGAAAAUUACAAAAAGUGAACAUAAACCGCGUAGAAGUAGAAGAACAAAAGAAAAGGAUGAAGCUCAAAAAUACACUAUUGAAGAAGAACUUGAUGUGAACAAAAAUAAAGAUAGUGAUGUAAAAAAAAGUAGAAAUUCCCGGAGCAAAAGCAAAAAAUCUGAAAAUGGUCACAAAAAUUCAAAAUCGCCAUCAAAUGAUAAGCAGAAAAGCGAUAAGAAAAAUCGUGAGCAGAGUAAAGAAAAAGAUAAGAAAUCACCGGAAAAAGAAAUACGGCGAAGUAAAAGACAAAGAACGUCAAAGAAAUCGGAAGAAUCAUCAAGUGAGAAUAAAUCGCAUAAAAUAUCAAAUGGACUUGAACAAAGUACAAUUUAUACUAUGUCCUCCGAGUCGGGAAUAGAUUCUCCAAAUAAAUUAAAAAGAUCCGGUAACUUCGAAUAUCCGAGUGCGAAGAAAACCAAAACUGUGACGUCGUUGAGAUCGACUCCGGCUAGAAAAAUAAAGACGCACUAUGUGUUAUUCACGGCGUUUCCUUGCGAAGAAGUUAAAAACAAAUUGGAGAAAUUAGGAGCGAUAAUAGUGACCGAAGUGUCGAAGUGCACAGUGGUGCUGACGAUGCAGAUAAAGAGGACGUUCAAGCUGCUGUGCGCGGUGGGGCUCGGCCGGCCCGUGGUGGGGCCCGCCUGGGUGCAGGCCUGCGCCGACACCAACAUGAUCGUCGAUCCAUGGUUGUAUUUAAUAAAAGAUGAUGUUACGGAAAAGAGGUUUCAGUUCAAUCUAGAACGUUCGUUGGUGGGAAAGCGAAACUUUUUAAGUGGAUACAAUAUUUCGUCAACUCCAAAUGUGAUGCCUAACGCCGAGGAAAUGAAAUUAAUAGUGGAAUGUUCGGGCGGUAAAUGGAAGGAUCAGGGGCCACUGUGGAUCUGCGUGUCGUGUGUCGCGGACAAGUCUCUUUGGCCGACUUUGAAGAAGAAGGGUGCAAUUAUUGUCUCCACGGAGUUCAUUUUGGGAGGAGUCCUCAGACAGAAGCUAGAUAUUGAUAAAAAUAGGUUAAUG
Messenger RNA from Brenthis ino (lesser marbled fritillary), 3927 nucleotides. The record is from the annotation of a GenBank genome assembly. NCBI's taxonomy places the organism in Eukaryota, Metazoa, Arthropoda, Insecta, Lepidoptera, Nymphalidae.